Messenger RNA from Phyllotreta striolata, 1191 nucleotides. The record is from the annotation of a GenBank genome assembly. Lineage: Eukaryota; Metazoa; Arthropoda; Insecta; Coleoptera; Chrysomelidae.
AUGUACGCCAAUGCAGUAUUCGGCAUAUGGCCUUUCAUCUUCGAAGAUUACCCGAUCCUCAAGAAAAUCUACGAUCUGUAUUGCAAAUUCACGCUCACCUACUACGCCUUCUUCAUCACCACAGGCUACAUCAAAUUUUUCCAAUUAAUCACAGAAUUCCCUUUGAACGUCACUGAGGUUAUGCUCAACGUUUCCAUUACUUUCUUAUACAGUUGCACUUUCGUGAGAGCCAAGCGCAUGAGAAACCCCAGAAUGCUGAAGAACAUCCAGAACAUCAUGGACUACGAAAAGAAGAUCAACGACAGCAAAGACGAAGAAAUGAUGAAGAUCCUCGAAUACUACGCCUGGCAGAACAAAAUCGUCAGCCAAGCGUUCAUCAUAACAGUAAUUAUAGUGACGAGUCUGUUCGUGGUCCACCCGCUCGGGCUGGAUCCGGUGGAGAAAUUCGACGCCAGAACCAACACCACCAGAACCAUCAAACCACUUCCGCUCUCAUCGUGGUUCCCCUUCAACGAGCAGGUGCACUACCUGCCCGCCUACAUCUGGCACAUCUUCGACUGCUACGUGGGCGCCAGCUUCGUCAACAACACCGACAUCUUCUCCUUCGGGCUGAUCACCUUCCCGCUGGGCCAGAUCGUGGUGCUCAACCACAUCCUCGCCCACUUCGAGGACUACGUGGUGAAGGUGCAGAAGGAGCUGGGGGUCGAGAGGGACGAGGCCAGCUUCGUGGCGUUCAGGGAGUGCAUUUUGAUGCACAAGAAUAUCAUCGAUUAUAUCUACGAUAUGAAUUACGAGAUGAGUAUGAUUGCUUUGAUGGAUUUCCUGCAGAGCUCCUUGCAGUUGGCUGCUAUUGUGUUAGAGCUUAUGUUUUUUGAAGUGAAUCUUUUUAACACUGUGUACUCUUUCAUGUUUGUAAUUUGCAUGUUAACGAGGUUAUUCGGGUAUUAUUGGUACGCUAACGAGAUUAUUGUGGAGAGCCUGAAUAUACCGACGUCGAUAUGGAAUGGUAAAUGGUACGAAGAACCGCUGAAGACUCAGAAAAUGAUGCUUAUUAUGAUGAAAAAAUGCUCGAGACCUUUAACUAUGGAUAUCGGUCCAUUUAAUAUAAUGUCUAUAAAUACUCUAAUCGGGAUUUUGAAAGCUACAUAUUCCUACAGUAUGCUAAUCUACAGAGGAAAACAGAAAAAAUAA